Molecule: messenger RNA, 2671 nt
Organism: Bombina bombina (fire-bellied toad)
Lineage: Eukaryota; Metazoa; Chordata; Amphibia; Anura; Bombinatoridae
Gene: LRRD1
Product: leucine rich repeats and death domain containing 1
Exons: 6
Coding region: 267-2441 (724 amino acids)
Biological process (GO): signal transduction
Molecular function (GO): protein binding
Source: RefSeq, a predicted model, not a curated record
AAUCCGCUGGUAAUCAAUAAAUGUGAUAUGUGGUACUCCUGGUUGCAAAUCCUGGUAACUUUUGAUGAAUGCCAGACACCUCCCUCUGUCCAAUCCUCUGACUUCCACAGGGUGGGUGUGGUAGCGAGGUAGCGAUGUGUGCUAACAAACCUCGGAUCCGGAAUGCAAACUUGGAAACAAGAACCAAAUAUUACUAUGGAGCAAUGUUAACUUGGGCAAAUUGAAUUUAUGAAUUCCUGCAGUGGGUAAACGACUUAUCAACAACCAUGUUAUCUGCCACAGACAGAAGUAACAUUUUCAACCUGAACACUCAACAGCUAACAGAAAUCCCAGAAGAAAUUUUCAAAAUCAAUCAUUUAAAAUGUUUACAAUUAAACAACAAUGCAAUAAAAGCCCUGUCUGCUGAUGUGGGGCAUCUUCAUGAGCUUGAAAUGUUGUCACUUGAAGGGAAUUCACUGGUAUCCUUACCAGCGGAAAUUGGUUUUCUUUCUCAACUGCAAGCCUUAAAUAUAAGUCACAAUUGCAUAAAAAGUUUGCCUAAUGAGAUAUCAGGCUUUGAUAAUAUCAGACAAAUCUUUGCAAGCCACAAUAAACUUACACAGUUGCCUCAUUGCGUGGGAAACCUCACAAACCUGCAGAUUUUAGGAUUAAGUGGGAACUCUCUUAAAACUCUCCCAGAUUCUGUGUGCAACCUUCAGAACCUGCAUGUGUUAAACCUUGAUGACAAUCAUAUUUCUACAUUGCCAAAAUCCAUAUUCCGUCUGCAACACCUGGUCAAGCUAUGCCUAUCUGGAAAUCAGAUUAAAAGUUUGCCAAAAGAAAUCGGGCACCUCAGAAACCUACGAGAGCUGACACUAAGCAACAAUCACCUCACCUUUUUACCAGUACAACUAUUUAACUUGGCCAAUCUAGAAGAGCUCAUACUAGAUGAGAACAGUUUGACCGUCCUAUCAGAAAAGAUUGAAAAACUGCAGCAGCUUAGAGUCCUUUCUAUCUUAAAUAAUAAACUCAGAGCUAUAACAGAAAAUGUGUGCUGCUGUCCGUUCAUAGAAUGCCUGACCGUAAGUGGCAAUCAGAUAAGCAAACUUCCUGCCAAGAUUCGGAAAUUGAAUAAGCUGAGGGAACUGCACAUUGAUCGAAAUGAAAUAGUGGAUUUACCAGAACAGUUGGCUCAUUUAACAAAUCUAUCUGUGGUUACUUGUUCUGAGAAUGGUUUGCUGUAUCUCCCAAUUGAAAUGAAAAGCUGCUGGCAAGUUACAAAGUUAGACUUACAAGGAAACAAACUGAAACAAAUCCCAGCAGCAUUGACCUCAAUGACUGCUCUACUGUAUUUAAACUUGAACAAAAAUAACAUAGUUGAGAUACCUGAAAAUAUAACUUGCAUGGAGAAACUAAAACAUUUGGAAUUAAGUGAAAAUAACCUAAGAGUAUUUUCUGUAUAUAUCUGCAAGCUCCAAUACCUCAAUUACUUAGAUCUCAGCAAAAAUAAAAUAGAUAGAAUUCCACCUGAGAUUAGCAACAUGGCUUCUCUUUGUGAGCUUCUACUGCAACUCAAUACAUUUACAGGAUUUCCAGUUGAAAUUUGCAGGUUAAAAAACCUUCAGAAAAUUAACCUUUCAGACAAUGAGAUCCUAAAUGUGCCCAAGGAAAUUUGCCAACUACAAGGCCUUAAAGAUUUGAAUCUUUCGAACAAUAACUUUAAUUCAUUUCCAAUCUCUAUUUGUGAUGUCAUUUCACUAGAAGUUUUGAAGAUCACACAAGAAAAUGGAUUGAAGUUAACUGCUCUCCCUGAAGAGUUGUGUAAUCUGGAGAAUCUCGUGCACCUUGAUGUAUCAGAGAAUGCUCUGAAAACAAUUCCAAACAGUAUUGGAGAAAUGAAGAAUCUGACACAAAUAAUAGCAUCAAACAACCAGCUUUGUUUUCUUCCGGCUUCCAUAACCUCCUUGGAACGUCUUCAACAAGUCAAUUUAAAGGGAAACCAACUGACAUCUUUGCCCAGUGAUUUCUACCGUCUGAGGAAACUAGAAAAAAUACAUUUUGAUGAUAACCAAAUGUCCAGACCACCUCCUCUUGUAUGUGAAGGAAAUCAAGUGUAUCCCAUUGGAUGUUACCUACAGAAGGAUGACCUAUGGGAAGAGAGAAUUAUGAUGAAGAUAUUCAAGACCGUCUCCUGCAACAUUCUCAUGGAAGAUUUCCUUUUUUUCUGCAAAAAACUUAAACUGCGAGAUGAUGUUGUAAAAUUUAUUGCAAAGAAAAAAACACUUCAGCUCCCAGAAAAAAUUUUGCAAGCCCUUGAUCUCUGGAGAACAGAAAAGCAAACUAAUCUUACCCCAGAGGCUGUUUAUGAAAAGUUGAUCCGAGUUCUGGUUAUGUCUGAUUUACAUGAUAUUGCACAGAAGGCUAAACUUGUUAAAAUGAAUGCAAUGACAAUCAAAUACUGAUCGUUAGUGGCAUUGUCGUCAUCAUUUAUAUGUAUUGUGCCAUCUUAUUUUGUGGUAUAAGACAGCGGGUGGAAUUAAUGAAAACAAGAAAUAGUAUACAAAAUGAGAGACAUCUGAGAGCCAUACUCCUAACAGAGCUUACAGUUGAAGUGGUAAAAAGUGGAAACAAAAGUGACAUAACUGUUUGAACGAGUUGAUUGUAAGGCAGAAUUAAUUAAAAUGUCAAAUGU